Messenger RNA from Closterium sp. Yama58-4, 1731 nucleotides. Lineage: Eukaryota; Viridiplantae; Streptophyta; Zygnematophyceae; Desmidiales; Closteriaceae. The record is from the annotation of a GenBank genome assembly.
AUGUGGCUCAUGACAUGGCCCCCUGGGAUUGCACACAUGACACACCCACUCUUCACAUACCCCCGCUGCCUCUUUCCCGUCCCCUCCCACUCUUCAUCCCCCCACCCCAGGUUCCACGUGGGCAGUCAGGGCAGUAACGGCAGCCCAGACUCCCACGUUGCCCGCGGCCCCAGAGCCCGCCACCCGCAGCAGCAGCGAGCCUCCUGGACCCCCGGGAUCGCCCACAUGACUGCAGCAGCUGCUGCUGCCGCCGCCGCAGCAGGAGGAGGAGCAGCAGGAGCGGUGGGAGGGGUGGGAGCGGUGGGGGUAGGAGGAGGGGUGGGAGCAGUGGGGGUGGGGGCAGGGAGGGCGCAGCCGGUGCCUGUGUGGCGGCCGGGGUUGGGGGGGCUGCCUGCGAAUGCGGUGGAGUUGGGGGGCAGCAGUUGGAGGAGCACCAGCAGCUUCGGGUCGCCACAGCUCAUGGCGUUCUAUUUCGGAGCCACUCCCCCCGGCUCCUACAGUGGCUCGGCUGCCUCCUCCCUCUCUAGCUCCUGGGGCAUGCCCGCUGGCCUGGCCAUGCUGCACCAGCAGCAGCAGCAGGGGGAGAAGAAGGAGAAGGAGAAGGAGGAGGAACCGGGGAAACAGGCAGCAGGGGACGCAAAGGCAGGCGAGAAGAAAGACGGGGAGAAAGAGACAGAAGCAGGGAAGGAGGGUGCAAAGGAGAAGGACCAGAAGCAGCAGGAGCAGAUGCAGGGCAGGGGGGGCAAGGGGGGAGGGCUCCUAAGCCCACCCAAGGGAGUCACCCCUCUCCCCUUCGCCCCUGGCUCUGCCCCUACGGGGAGUAUGAUGCAUAUGGCGGCAGCGGGGGGAAGGCACAGGGACAGGGGGAGGGGAGCGGUGGGUUCGGUGGGGAAGGGGGGCGCUGGGCUGCUGUCGGCUAGUCUGGGCUCGGGAGGGCAGCAGCACCAGCAUGUUAGUCACGCGCUGCUGGAAGAAAAUGGUUUCAAGCAGCAGAAGUACUCCUCGUUCUACAAGAGGUGUCUCAAGGAGAGAAAGAAGCUUGGCAGCGGCCGCUCUGAGGAAAUGAACACUUUAUUCCGCUUCUGGUGCUACUUCCUGCGCAAGAGCUUCAACCAGCAGAUGUAUGACGAUUUCAAGAGGCUUGCCACGGAGGACGCGGCUUCCAAAUACUACUACGGCAUGGAGUGCCUCUUCCGCUUCUACAGCUACGGACUGGAGUCCAAGUUUGAAGAGCCCAUGUACGCUGACUUUGAGCAGCUGACUCUGGACAUGUACCAGCGGGAUGGGAACCUGUACGGGCUGGAGAAGUACUGGGCGUACCAUUUCUAUCGCAAGGACAAGGACACUCGAGACGUGAAGAAGCACCCCGAGCUGGAGAAGAUUCUCACUGAGAAGUUCCGAACCAUGGCUGACUUCAGGGCCGCUAAGGAUGCGCAGAAACGUGCCCUGGCUGAAGCACAGGCCAAGGCAAAGGCAGGCGGGGAGAAGGUGGGAGGGGAGAAGGGGGGAGGGGAGACCGGGGGAGGGGAGAAGGGGAAGGAGGAGAAGGUGGAGGAAGGGAAGGAGGGGAAGAAGGGAGAGGGGGAAGGUCCUGCUGUUCCAGAGGCAGGGGGUGGGGCUGUGGGGGGAGAAGCAAAGGGGGAGGAUGGAGGGAAGGAGGCAGCUGUAGCGGAUAAGGCAGAGGACAGCGGAGCAGCAGCACCAGCUGCAGCAGCAGAGACAACAUCGUAG